AUGGACCCUGUCGUCCUCAGCUACAUGGACAGCUUGCUGAGACAAUCAGAUGUCUCGUUGCUGGACCCUCCCUGCUGGCUCAACGACCAGAUCAUCGGCUUCGCCUUUGAGUACUUCGCUGCCGAGCAGUUCCGGGACUUCUCUGACCAAGUGUGCUUCGUCGGGCCUGAGGUGGCCCAGUUCAUCAAGUGCGCCGCCAGCCAGGAGGAAACGGGCCUGUUCUUGGAGCCCCUGAAGCUGCCCCAGAAGAAAGCCGUGUUCCUGGCCAUCAACGACAACUCCAGCCAGGCGGCGGGGGGCACCCACUGGAGCCUCCUGGUUUACAUCCGGGACAAGAACUGCUUUGCCCACUACGAUUCCCAUGCCAGGAUCAACUCCGUCCACGCCAGGCAGGUCGCGGGGAAGCUGGAAGCCUUUCUGGGCAAGAGAGGCAGAAUCGCCUUUGUUGAGGAGAAGGCCCCUGCCCAGCAGAACAGCUACGACUGCGGGAUGUACGUCAUCUGCAACACAGAGGCCCUGUCUCGGGCUUACUUCCAGGCACGGCAGGAGCCGAGCCUUCAGCUCCUGACUCCUUCCUAUAUAACACAGAAGAGGAAAGAAUGGAAGGAUCUCAUUGCUAUGCUCUCUAAGAAGUGA
Messenger RNA from Euleptes europaea (tarantolino), 636 nucleotides. It is a transcript of the gene SENP8, whose product is annotated as SUMO peptidase family member, NEDD8 specific. The record is from RefSeq and is a predicted model, not a curated record. Lineage: Eukaryota; Metazoa; Chordata; Lepidosauria; Squamata; Sphaerodactylidae. The coding region runs from base 1 to 636 and encodes 211 amino acids. Gene Ontology annotation, biological process: proteolysis. Gene Ontology annotation, molecular function: deNEDDylase activity; cysteine-type peptidase activity. The transcript has a single exon.